Molecule: messenger RNA, 517 nt
Organism: Trachemys scripta elegans
Lineage: Eukaryota; Metazoa; Chordata; Testudines; Emydidae
Product: maestro heat-like repeat-containing protein family member 2B
Exons: 3
Coding region: 41-517 (158 amino acids)
Cellular component (GO): cytoplasm
Source: RefSeq, a predicted model, not a curated record
UUCCACAUCCUCUUGUUUCUCCUUCUGGAUUAUGUAGGACAUGUACCUAAAAUUAACCCUCAUCCAGAAUGUCACGGAGAUUAGCUGUGCCAUCUUGGAGACCAGCGACUCCCAGGAGUUCGAAUUCUCUUACAAACAGGAGCUCCUUGGCUACAUGCUGGACUUCAUUAAAAAGGAACCACUGGAUUCCCUGGCAUCUCCAGUUCGCUACAAGGCAAUUCUUGCCAUUGGACAUCUGAGCAAACUCAAACCAUCUUUGACCUUGGAGGAAAACCAUGAGCUCCUUGAUGAGUGUUUCAAAAGUUUAUUUCCCCUUCCUCCCUUGGAGAAGAUGAAAGAGGAAGGCGAGACAGCAAAGGAUGCUCUGCAUAUACAGGUACGUGACAACAAUUCUCCUCUGGCACCAUCCACUGUAUUUCUGCCCAGCAGGCACUGGGUGAUGGCAGUCACACAUGGCCUCCCUGGCAAGGUUAUGGUUAGCUUUCCCCGGCCCACACACACAAAUGAUCCGUGCUGA